Molecule: messenger RNA, 525 nt
Organism: Peronospora belbahrii
Lineage: Eukaryota; Oomycota; Peronosporomycetes; Peronosporales; Peronosporaceae
Source: the annotation of a GenBank genome assembly
AUGUUGAACACGAAGCGUGUCAUGGUUUUGGCUCUUGUGGCACUUGUGACACUUGUGCUAGGCUUCGUCCCAGCUGUGGACGCUGACGAUGGCAAGGAAUGUGAAGUGUGUGUCAAGGUCAUUGAUGACUUGAAGGCUACGUACGAAGAGCUGGUGAAAGAAAAGCCUAAGGGAAAGAAGCAGGAUUUGGCUGAGACAGCUGUCACGAAGCUUUGUGGCAAGAAGCUUAGCAGCAAGGACAACAAGCUGUGCUACAAUUUAAAGCCACUUAAGAAAGAUGUGGCUCGUCAGGUGGCGUUUAAGAAAGAUUCACUGAAGAUCUGCAAGUUAUUGGAGAAGAAGAAUCCUGACUUUUGCUCGAUGCGAUACCCCGUCAAGACGGAUGCUAACACAGAUUACUCAAAGAUGCGUGUGAAGCAGCUUCGAAAGAUCUUAGCAGAGCGUGGUGUCGAGUGCAUUGGAUGCGUGGAGAAGGCGGACUAUAUUGCCAAGAUUAAGGACUCGGAAUUGCAUGCGGAAUUGUAA